Messenger RNA from Kuraishia capsulata CBS 1993, 1002 nucleotides. RefSeq lists its product as uncharacterized. Gene Ontology annotation, molecular function: D-arabinose 1-dehydrogenase [NAD(P)+] activity. The record is from RefSeq and is a predicted model, not a curated record. The transcript has a single exon. Gene Ontology annotation, cellular component: cytosol. The coding region runs from base 1 to 1002 and encodes 333 amino acids. Lineage: Eukaryota; Fungi; Ascomycota; Pichiomycetes; Pichiales; Pichiaceae. Gene Ontology annotation, biological process: dehydro-D-arabinono-1,4-lactone biosynthetic process.
AUGACUAAACACCCUGCUGUCUCGGGUGACCUGGAGGGAAUAUCUUCCCUAAUCGUGGGUGGUGCUGUUUUUAACACCCAAUACAAUGAUAACCCCGAAGACCUGGCAAUAGAGGCAAUUAUCUCGUACGCUUUGGACAAUGGCAUGAACGCCUUCGACACAUCGCCCUACUAUGGACCUUCAGAAGUAAUGAUCGGCCAAGCCUUCAAGUCGUUGACCGAUAAGGGGAUUAUAGCACGUGAAAAUUACUACAUUUGUACCAAGGUGGGACGCAUAAGACUGGAUGAAUUUGACUAUUCUGCUGAAUGGGUUAAGAAGAGCAUUGCACGCUCUUUGGAAAGACUCCACACCACGUACCUCGAUGUUGUUCACUUGCAUGAUAUCGAAUUCUGCACAGAAACUCAAAUCUUUGAAGCUCUCAGUGCUCUGAAAGAGCUUAAGGCUCAAGGGGUGAUCAAAUACGUUGGUAUUUCGGGAUAUCCGGUUGAUUUUCUUUACCAAAUCGCAAAGAAGGCAAAGGAGACUGCUUCAAUUGGUUCCUUGGAUACGGUAAUGAGUUACUCCAACAUGUGUCUUCAGAAUACCACGCUGCUAGAGUACCAUGACAGGUUCUUUCAAGACUGUGACAUCAAGAUGCUGAACAAUGCUUCUAUUCUUUCUAUGUCUCUUCUGAGAACUGGCUCCACAAAGACCUUCCACCCGGCACCUCAAGAGUUGAAGGAUACCUGCGAAGAACUAGGCAAACAGCUCAAAGAGAAGUACGACGAAGACCUGACCGACCUCUCUGUCAGAUUUGCCCUACGUGGGUGGAAUGAUAAAAGAGGCUCCACUGUGAUUGGUUGUUCUAAUGUUGCCGAGCUUGAGGACACUGCUAUUCAGUUCAAGACCAUUUCCGAGAACGGAAGUGUCUCUGCUUCAAAGGACGCACCGGUUGUUGAAUUUGCGCAGAAGUUUUUGGGAACGCACCUGAACGAAGUAUGGAAAAGUGGAAUCGAGCAUUAA